Messenger RNA from Phacochoerus africanus (Common warthog), 2097 nucleotides. It is a transcript of the gene FEZ2, whose product is annotated as fasciculation and elongation protein zeta 2. Lineage: Eukaryota; Metazoa; Chordata; Mammalia; Artiodactyla; Suidae. The coding region runs from base 36 to 1166 and encodes 376 amino acids. The record is from RefSeq and is a predicted model, not a curated record. Gene Ontology annotation, cellular component: axon; cytoplasm. The transcript has 9 exons.
GGCCGGGGCGGGGCGCGCGACAGCACCGGGCGGCGAUGGCGGCUGACGGGGACUGGCAGGAUUUCUAUGAGUUCCAGGAGCCGGCCCGGAGCCUCCAGGACCAGGAAAACUGUAACGCGAGCCCCGACUCCGGGGCAGGGCCGGAUGGGGGAGGCGAUGGCUUCCGGGCGCUGGCCUGCAGCUUGGAGGAGAAACUGAGCCUGUGUUUCCGCCCCUUGGGUCCUGGCGCCGAGCCCCCGAGGGCGGCGGUGCGGCCCAUCACCGAGUGCAGCCUCCUGCAGGGGGACGAGAUUUGGAAUGCCCUGACAGAUAAUUACGGAAAUGUCAUGCCUGUUGACUGGAAGUCAUCCCACACCAGGACCUUGCAUUUGCUUACUCUGAACCUCUCAGAAAAAGGGGUGAGUGACGGCCUGCUCUUUGAUACCUCAGAUGAUGAGGAGCUGAGAGAGCAGCUGGAUAUGCAUUCGAUCAUCGUCUCCUGCGUCAAUGAUGAGCCCCUCUUCACUGCAGACCAGGUGAUUGAAGAAAUCGAAGAAAUGAUGCAGGAGUCACCAGACCCAGAAGAUGAUGAAACGCCCACCCAGUCAGAUCGGCUGUCAAUGCUUUCCCAGGAAAUUCAAACUCUUAAGAGGUCUAGUACAAGCAGUUAUGAAGAGAGAGUGAAAAGGCUGUCAGUAUCUGAAUUAAAUGAACUGCUGGAAGAAGUUGAGACGGCCAUCAAGGAGUACUCUGAAGAGCUGGUGCAACAGCUGGCCCUGCGAGAUGAACUGGAGUUUGAAAAGGAAGUGAAGAACAGCUUUAUUUCUGUUCUCAUUGAAGUGCAGAACAAACAGAAAGAGCACAAAGAAACAGCCAAAAAGAAAAAGAAACUCAAGAAUGGCAGCUCUCAGAAUGGCAAGAAUGAGAGAAGUCACAUGCCUGGCACACGCUUCAGCAUGGAAGGCAUCUCAAAUGUCAUUCAGAAUGGCCUCCGCCACACGUUUGGAAAUUCAGGUGGAGAGAAACAGUACUUGACAACAGUUAUUCCUUAUGAGAAAAAGAACGGACCACCCUCUGUUGAAGAUCUUCAAAUACUAACAAAAAUUCUUCGUGCCAUGAAAGAGGAUAGUGAAAAAGUUCCGAGCUUGUUAACUGAUUAUAUACUGAAAGUUCUAUGUCCUACAUAGCACAGCAUCCCUUCAGGAACAGCUUUAUCUUUUGUGGACUACAAGCUAUAUUUCCUAUAGCAUUAUUCUGAAAGCUGGCUACCAUUACCUUCCUGCUAUUGGAAACUCAGGACACUUGAACUUGGGUUUGUGAUUCAGUAUUACUAGAUCAUGUCCUAAUUCUUUAUAUUAUCAACGAAGAGAAAUAUGGCACUAUUUUGAAUUCUAGAGAUGGUUUUUCGUUAAAUGCUAACAAUUGCGAACUCUUCUCCAGCUUUAUAGAGGGGGAGUGAUGUUAAUUGUCCAUGUGCAGUUUAGAGUUUACAUCAGCUGAUGGUACGCCGAUCUGAGUUUUUAUGGCUUUCUAGAUCUAAACUGCACUCACUUGAGAACUAGAUUAAAGCACUGAGAGAUUUAUACUAUAGCUAUUCUUUGGUGAUGGCAAGAACCAACUCUGGUUUUUUUUAUAAGAGAAUUGUCAGUAUAAAUAUUACCUACCAGUAUUGUCCAGAGAGACUGAAACCUGGGUUGUUCUUGGAAGAAGGGAAACCAGAAUAUGCAUUAUUUUAAUACUUAGUAACUAACACUUGGAGAUGACUGAUUUUAGAGGCUGCUGUGUGUUUCACCAUUGUUCAAAUUUUAACCAUUAGGAUGCCAUUCAGAAUCUUGUAUUGUUUAAUUUUAGAGGGUUAAAUGUUUCAUUUCACCUGUCUGCGAAGAAGUGUCCUUUACAAGGAUAAGGUGCUUAAGAAACUGUAUGCUGUCGCAGCCCAUUUCCUUUUACUGUGUUGUAUUUUAUUCAUGCCUGUGUGUUCUCCUAAAGUGCUAAUUCUAGAAACAGCCAUUCAUGGAUACAUCACUAGUCAUGAAACACUUUUGCCAGUUCCAAUCAAGUCAACCCCAUUUAAUAAAUGUUGGGGGGAAAAAAGGUAAUACACGCUUGAGAGCUUUA